Messenger RNA from Anisakis simplex (herring worm), 762 nucleotides. NCBI's taxonomy places the organism in Eukaryota, Metazoa, Nematoda, Chromadorea, Rhabditida, Anisakidae. The record is from the annotation of a GenBank genome assembly.
GCCAUAAGAGCGAUCUCGUUCCACCCGGGUGGCGAGUAUCUUUUGGUGGCGACGAAUCACUCUACGUUGAGACUGUAUAAUAUCGAGACGCAGCAGUGUUAUGUGUGUGCCGUGCCCACUGACCAGCAUACUGACGGCAUUAUGGAUGUUAAUUACUCGGAGAACGCUCGAUUGUAUGUAACGGGAUCGAAGGAUGGCGAUGUGAAGGUGUGGGAUGGCAUAUCGAACCGAUGCGUUGAGACGUUUCAGAGGGCUCAUGAUGGGGCGCAGAUAUCGAGUACGGCAUUUACGAGGAAUGGGAAGUAUAUUCUAACGUCGGGACUGGACAGUGUUGUGAAACUAUGGGAGCUGUCGACGAAUCGCUGUCUUAUAGCGUAUACGGGCGCGGGCGCGACUGGGGCGCAAGAGCACCCGAUUAGGGCGCUGUUCAAUCAUAAUGAGGACUAUGGUGGGGUAUUUUUGUUGUAUCCGGACGAGAAAUCCGGAAGUUUGUGUUCAUGGGACGCCAGAAACGCGGANGAGCACCCGAUUAGGGCGCUGUUCAAUCAUAAUGAGGACUAUGGUGGGGUAUUUUUGUUGUAUCCGGACGAGAAAUCCGGAAGUUUGUGUUCAUGGGACGCCAGAAACGCGGAUAGGAAACGGCUGCUGGCAUUAGGACACACGGCGCCCACACGGACAUUCUGUCAUUCGCCCACAAUGCCCGCGUUUGUGACGGGUAGUGAUGAUUUCAGGGCGCGAUUCUGGUAUAAGAAAGCGCAGUGA